AUGCCUGGGAAAAUAAAAGUCAAGGUUCUAGCUGGUCGUAACUUGCCGGUGAUGGAUCGAGCAAGCGAUACCACUGAUGCCUUCGUUGAGAUCAAAUUUGGUGGUGUCACACACAAGACGGAUGUAUGUCGGAAGUCAUUGAAUCCACAUUGGAAUAGUACUGAAUGGUACAGGUUUGAGGUGGACGAAUCGGAGCUUCAAGACGAGCCGCUCCAGCUCAGGUUGAUGGACCACGACACAUAUUCUGCGAACGACGCAAUUGGAAAGGUUGUGAUCAGCCUGGCGCCGCUGCUGGCCAGGGAAGCCAACAAUGCGAAGGGAACGGGCGGCCCUCCUGGAGGUGCUGUGAUGUCCGGCUGGAUCCCGGUCUUCGACACGAUGCACGGCAUCAGAGGCGAGCUCAACGUCAUCGUCAAGGUGGAGCUGUUCUCAGACUUCAAUAAGUAUAAGACGUCCAGCUGCGGCGUCCAGUUCUUCCACUGUCCGAUGAUACCGCCAGGGUACAGGGCCACCGCCAUCCACGGCUUCGUCGAGGAGCUGAUUGUGAACGACGACCCAGAGUACCAGUGGAUCGACAAGAUCCGCACGCCCAGGGCAUCGAACGAGGCCAGGCAGGUCGCCUUCAUCAAGCUGAGCAAUCAGGUGCAACGUCUGGUGGGCUUGAAGGCGGCUGAACUCGGUGCCAACGCUGUGGUGGGAUACCAGCAGGACUUCGACUUGGAGGGGGAGGCGGGAGUUGUGGCGAGGGCUAUCGGCACUGCCGUCAGCAUAACCCCUCUGCCAACACCGAGCCAACCCAUAAAUAUGCCGCCGUGUUCUCAACAGCAGCUAAAAAAAUACUUGGACAUUUUGGCCACGGACGACGAGAGUGUCUCGGAUCUGGCGGAAUAUUAUCAGAGUCACCAGGACGAGCUGUUGAAGCUCCUCAAUAUCCUGAACCCCAAAGCGCCGUACUUGUUAGACGAGCCGGACAAUAUCGACGAAGACGACAAAAGCGUGGAGCUAACCAAAGAGGCAAACGCCAAAAACUAUGCGGGUGAUCGCUCCAUAUAUCAAGAGGAGUACGUCUCCCAACAGAGCUUAAGACACCUGUCCGAGGAUCAGACCGAUCUCAACAGAUUGCUGAACAGAGCCAGCGAUUGCGACUCCGAUAGCUCUGGGCCGUUUCAAAAGAUAAAAAAGAUAAAGAACAGUUUCUUCGCGAGGCGCUUCUCCGGCUCGAGGACGCGUAAAACUGAAAAACAAGACGAUCAGGUGUCAUUGAAAUCGAACUCGUCCGAUAACUCGCGGAUAUCCAUAAGCGAUAUAAAAAACGAGUUUAAGAAACUCAAAAGACUUAAGAAGCCAAAAAUAUGCAAGGUGAUAAACAAAGAAGAGGAGGGUAUAGGUAUGGCAUCUAUACUGGCCAGAUCGGUGAUACAUGCCCAGACAAGCCUGGCCUGUAUCGCGGAAUCCUUGGACUCCGAACAUUCGCCCGCUUCAACUAUGAGACGAACUAGUGAAUCUGAGCCCAAUUUAAACGUAUCCGACGACGAAAAAACUAGAGCGGACCUAAAUCUUGCUUCCAUGAGUAGUGAGUUGAGUGGAAGCAAAAGGAACAUACCGGAAAUACAUUGCACCUCUCUAGAAAACGUGAAAAGCACAGAUAAAAACAACGACGACACGAGGCAGAGGAAACUGUCCGAAUCUUGUCCAAACACUCCCACGGUAGCAAGAAGCGACAAUCUCCUAAAGCUGCCUGCUGAUGGCGACUUUUAUGGUUCUAUUUCGUCCGCACUAUCUGUGGGCAGCUCUGAGUACUCGAGUUCGGAUGGAGACGAUGAAAGUUUCGAGACGAAAACCGAUGUAAACAGAACCGUUGAGACAACUAGUUCGGUGGUGCAAUCUGUUUUAAGUCACGACGCAGAUCCCGAAUUUAUUGCGCAGAUGGAGAAAAAACUUUCUUCACUUCAUAACCCCUUCCAC
Molecule: messenger RNA, 1965 nt
Organism: Iphiclides podalirius (scarce swallowtail)
Lineage: Eukaryota; Metazoa; Arthropoda; Insecta; Lepidoptera; Papilionidae
Source: the annotation of a GenBank genome assembly